AUGCAUCACAAAAAGGGGGACCCUGACAGGAGCUCUUGCUCGAAAAAACAUCACGAGGUUAUUCACAGGGGGAAACCACUAAUGAACUUGUUGAAGAGACCAGAUGGGAGACUCCCCGAUCCGUCGCAUAACAACUCGAGAGAUAGGGACUUCUCCCAGGAGAGUGUCCAAAGGGUCCUACCGAACAGUCGCUCCAUUAGGAAGGAAGAUGGCACUCUUUCAAACCCCAUGUUAGCUCUCAACAUGAGGGGAAACAAACCAACGCACAAUCAGGGUGGCCAAAUCAACGCCAGAAUGAUGACAGAAAAAUUUUGGGAGAAAAAUAAAACCACACAAAGGUUCAUCGAUAGAGAGACAAGACAGAGGGAAAGAAUGGGGAUCCCUCUAGAGCAACCAUUUAACAGCAGAAUGAUGGCAGACGGUGCAUACCACUUUUCCAACCUGAAUGACCGAUGCAGCAGGGAGGGAAGCACCGAUCAGUCCCAAUUUACACACAUGAGGAACAACGCCACGUCAAAACGUUUGGAAGUUUCAAUGCAGGUAAAAAGGCACGAACAAAGAAGGCACGAAUACAUGAGCUGUAGGAAGAACAGCCCACAAGGAGAUCACCUACAUCACGUGAAGGAGCGGCCACCGAGAGACAGGCUCAUUCCCACCGACAGGGAAGGCGCAACUGCGAAAUGUGCCCAUGGAACGUACGGCAAAAAGGGUGCAGCAAAAGGUGGAAGUAGCCAUUCGGAAAGAAUCACCAACGGUAUGGCCAUCCGGAGCAGCGGCGUGACCACCCACAGCAGCGGCGUAGCCACCCACAGCAGCGGCGUGACCACCCAUAACAGCCGCAUGCCCACCCACAACAGCUCCUUUCGAGCUAUGCAUGCCCGGUCAAGGACCCGCGAACAGAUUGACAAAACGCACCCCCAGUUUGGCAGAGGCACAGUUAGCCAGAUGGAGAACCUGGGGAGGAAGUCACAUGGGCAGGAAUACAGAAGGGGAGCAUCUCCCGAUGGAACUACGAACACUUCGAGUGAGUCCAGCGAGACAAACUUGUCAAACGUGUCAAGCCAGUCGAGCGAGUUGAGCGGCUCAGGGCCAGGCAGUGCCGGUGGCAGCCCCCCCCGUAAGGUCAACUCAGAUAGGCGCCCCUUCUUCCCCAACGCAAACCCAUUGCUAAAUGCACCGCUAUCCAUUUUCUCAUUGAAAGACCCACACAAAACCACACAAACGAAAAGCUACAUAUCGAUUAAGAACGUACACCACAAGGACAUUUCGGAUGGCUCAAAUCCUUUCAGUGGGCCCAAGAGUGGCAACCCAGAACAGGCGUCCUUCAUGACGGGCGCUCCAUACAUACCUACUACAAGAGAAAAUACCUUUAACAAGAAUAGAGAUCGGGUCAACCCACGGGGAGGAAGCAACACUCUUGUUUUCAAUUUGCCAAACAGGAGUAGCGACUCACGUAGGGGUGGUAGACAGAAUUACUCUCACCAUCCACAUGAACAUGUUCAGGCGAAUAGACACUUCCGAUGUGAAGAAAAUGACCCCUUUGAUGGACUAAGUUCAGAGGAGUUCCCCUUCACAUUUGAAAAGUUCAAACGAGAGGUCAAACCCUCCACGGGGGAGAGGAAACAGGAACGACCACCCAGUAGGGACAACCAGUUUGCUACUUUUGGAAAACACAACGGAGAAAUGUGCAUUAUGAUUGACACUUCGUGUGUGGGGGGAGAUGUCGAUGCCUCGAUCGCAGCUAUGGCAACGAACGCAGCACACGGGGUAGUCGCUGCGAACGCGGCCAACGUGGUGAAGGCCGCCAACCGGAAUGGCUUCCCCCCCGCGGGAGGCCUACAUAACAAAAAACUGCUGCACCUCACGCACGAAAAGGUGAAGAAGGGCCUCACCUUUGACGAAAUGAGGAGAAGGAGCUUCGAGGCUAUGUACACAGGUGAGUCCGCGUCCGCGCACGUGAAGGAUAAGCGCCGCGAUGGGAGCGACAUGCGCGACAUGCGUGAUGGGCGCGAUGGGCGCGAUUUUUCCAAUCAUUCCCUGCGCGAACGGGAAGAGAGAAACAAAAGGAACGCGCGCGGAAGCGCCACCCAGUCGAGUGAGUCACUAGAAACGAACUCUUUGCCAAAGAAGAGAAGGCUAAAUGGAACCGAGGCGAAGGACAGACACAGCCAGGUGGUCAUCCCUCCAAGUGCAGCUACUGAAAAAAAUGAAGUGAAUCUUUCAAGAGGAGGCACAAACGUGAGUUACAACAAAACGGGGUCUCAGCCUGAGCAUGGCAGAAACGAAAAACCAUUGUUGAGGACCAACUUGAAGACAGAAAAGGUAAUGAACCCCCUGCAAACCAGAGUAAAAGGUAUCGAGAAAAACAGAAUCUGCGAUGCGACAAAACGGGGACAAGGCAAUCCUCCCACUCGGGAAGAAAAUAAAAUUGAAAAUUGCAUUAACGUAUUUUCCCAAAAGAAAAACAUUUGCAAUGAGAAAAAUUACACGAACACGAACACGAACACGAACACGAACACGAACACGAACACGAACACGAACACGAACACUUGUUCGGGCAGCUAUCGAAAGGAUCCCCUGCCUUCUUCACGAAAAAAUUUCGAAGUAGCUCCCGUGCUGUUUAAAAACUUGAACACACAGCUUAACGUUCCUGCGGGUAGCAGCUGUGAGGACAAGAGGGGAAAGACAAGCCCAGCACCCCUUCACCACAGUGCAGCAGCUGCAGCAGUAACUGAGGUUGCCAAGCUUACUGGAGUUGGGAGAAACAAGGGGGCUGCUCGAGAGAGAAGCCUAAGUGGGAAUGAUGAGGAAAAAUCAAACAGAGAAAAAUCGACGAAGAGGGUAAAUAACGUCCCCGCAGGGGGUAGCGGCGCCAUCCUAAGUAAAAACUGCAUCACAAACCCGAAGGAGCCACAAGUGAAUGGGCAGAAUGAUGCCAGAAAUGCUACCCAUUUUGGCAAAACAGGCAAAUCACAACAGACGAAGCAGAGUAACGACGCAAAAGAGGACACUCACGUGGGGGUUGUCUCUACGAAUGUGCACAGCGCAAAGGUGUUCUCUCCAGGAAUGGGACAGCACCCCGUCGCAGAUGCCCAGUCGAGAGAGGACGCACAAGUUGGCGGGGAAAAUGGACCAUUCUGCGGAGAGAACAAAAGUGAUCCAUCCUGCGAAGAAAUAAAUGAACCAUUUUCAGAAGAAAUAAACGAGCCAUUUUACGACAUCUUCGAUUUGAAUGGCUUGUCCAAGGAGAAGAAAACGCAGAAGGAAACCUCGCGAGAUGGCACACCGGAGGCCACCGUUGCACACGCGUCCAACCUGUGCAGUGACGUUCCCCUGGUGAAGAAAAAGAACCUGACAAAGGUGCCCAAGAACGGAGAUGACAGACCCGGGAGAAAAGCAUGUAAGGAAGAGCAGCUCGGAACAAAAACGGAGGGCGAGUCGACUGCGCUGAGUGGUGGGGCGGCAAAUGAGAUUAGAGGCAGACAGGGCGACACACUCGCGGGCGCGCCAGAAAAGGUUGACGCGACGAAAGUGAGUGACUCGACCAAAGUGAGUGACGCAACCAAAGCGAGUGACACAACCAAAGCGAGCGACGCGACCAGAACGAGUCACGAAACCAAAGCGGUCGACGCGGCUAAUAUAGUUAACGCAACUAACACGGACCACGCCGCCAACAAUGUGAAUGCAGUGCCCGUACGCGGGGAAGCACGCAGGGAGAAGAGACCGCCAGGCAGCGCCUCGGCACAUGCAUUAUCGAACAAAGACGCCCUAGCGGGCACAGGAGCAGACCUCGCAGGGAAAGGCAAAGAGAAGGACGAAGAAAGCCACACAGCAAAGGGGGCACCAAAUAAAGCGGAAGGUACCACCUUGUUGCAUGAACGUCACUGCGGAAAGAAUGUAGAGGAGGGGGUGGAUAAAAUUACUGACAAAAAUAAGCAGCCGGAUAGAAAAAGGAAUGCCCCCCCCUCCUGA
This is a messenger RNA of Plasmodium vivax (malaria parasite P. vivax), 3972 nucleotides long. RefSeq lists its product as hypothetical. The record is from RefSeq and is a predicted model, not a curated record. The transcript has 3 exons. NCBI's taxonomy places the organism in Eukaryota, Apicomplexa, Aconoidasida, Haemosporida, Plasmodiidae. Bases 1 to 3972 code for a protein of 1323 amino acids.